AUGGGCAUCUGCGCGAGCUGUCUCGGCCUUAAUCGGCAGGCCGCGCGAGAGGCGUCCGAGAGCGAAGGUCUCCUGUACGAAGACGCAGCUCAGCCUCAGUAUGGCACCGUCACCCCCGGCGCGACACUGCCAGAGCCCGACCCGGAAGAGUUGAGAAGGGAGCGCGAAGUUCUGGAGCGCAUCUGUGCCCAGACAUCCAACGAGCUCAUCGACGUCCUCCAUCACGACUCGAAACUCGCCAGCGACUAUCCAUACCUUCUUAACAAACACUUCCCGCCCUCUUCCAGUGGCGCCUCAUCGCCCACCAGCACAAUUGUCGACGAAGACGCAUGGCUUGCUGCUACCCAGCCUACAGACCGUGAACUCUGGGCCUCGGUCAAGGGCCUCAACCCUGGUGGACUUAUUGUCGACCUUAAUCCCCCGAAUUCUGCACCACGCUGA
Molecule: messenger RNA, 441 nt
Organism: Aureobasidium melanogenum CBS 110374
Lineage: Eukaryota; Fungi; Ascomycota; Dothideomycetes; Dothideales; Saccotheciaceae
Exons: 3
Coding region: 1-441 (146 amino acids)
Biological process (GO): endosomal transport; cellular response to amino acid stimulus; regulation of receptor recycling
Cellular component (GO): Ragulator complex; late endosome membrane; membrane raft
Source: RefSeq, a predicted model, not a curated record